Molecule: messenger RNA, 2921 nt
Organism: Gadus macrocephalus (Pacific cod)
Lineage: Eukaryota; Metazoa; Chordata; Actinopteri; Gadiformes; Gadidae
Product: prominin-2-like
Exons: 24
Coding region: 77-2665 (862 amino acids)
Cellular component (GO): prominosome; microvillus; cell surface
Molecular function (GO): cholesterol binding
Source: RefSeq, a predicted model, not a curated record
UCUUCCAAGAUGGAAAGACAGAGGCUGACUGGACCAACUGGUUCCCAGCAUACCUUAAGCUGGUGUCUCACUCAGAAUGCUCAGCCUCAUUCACCCGCCCACCUCUACUCAAGUCAACAAGUGUCAGGUGAGCAGCGCGUCAUGCAAUGGAUUCUAUGCGAGCUGUUGUCGUCCCCUGGCUGCUGGUCACGGUGCUGGUGACCGGGGCCUGGACCCAGCCCCACAGCGGGGAUGGAGAGGACCAGGCCUACCCCUCGUACGCAGAGCCCCUGGUCCCCGGGUGGAGCGGUCGGAGGGCGGCCUGCGACCGCUCUACCUCUUCGCCCGCUCGUUCCUCCGUGCCGUGCAGCCCAACGCGUUCCCCGGGGACCUUUUAGCCAGAGUGAUGAAAAACGGGACGGCAGAUGAAGAUGUCCCUGAGCUGGUGCGCUACGAGGCGGGCUACCUCGUGUGUUUCCUCCUGGCCGUGUUCUACCUGCUCUUCCUGCCCAUCACCGGAGCCGCCCUGCUGUGGAGACACCGCCACCCUCGGGGCGCGGCCGUGACCCCCCCCAGCCCCGCCCCGCCCCGCUGGAACCUCGGGGACCUGGGGGCGGCGGGGGCCCUCAUCCUCACCACCCUGCUGCUGAUCAUAGGAGUGAUCCUGGCCUUCGCCUCCAACAGCAGGACCAGGGCCGGUGUGCGGCCCGCUCUGCUGCACCUGGAGGUCAACCUGGGCGUCCUGGAGGGGCACCUGGCCGCCGUCCCCCAGGAAAUUGAAUCUGUGUUGGAACAGUACAGCAUUCCAAAGGCAGCCAUCUCGCGGAGUAUAGAAGAGAUGGACGACACUGUGGGAGAAACGAUCGUCGCACGAUUACAAAGUCCGUUCCAGGAGGCCCUCGCAGCUUUCUCCACUGCUGUCGGAGAUGCUAAUAGGACGUCUGAGACCCUUCGGUCCAUGGAGGAGAUCCGGGUGUCCCUCAAGGAGAGACAGAUCGAGCUUCAGUAUAAUCUCACUAACCUCAAGGCCAGUCUGGAGAACCUGACGGAGGUCUGCCCCGGCUGUGAAACAGAUGCAGAUUACAACAAGAUAGAAAGUGAGGAGAAACGGCGGAAUUCCAUUCCACUUGAUUCCUUACGGUUUCAUGUGAAUAAAAGCAAUCUCACGUUCCUCAGCAUCAGACAGAUCUGCUCAAGACAGCUCGCACCCACCAUAGAGGACCUGCUGUCGGAGCUGAACCACACCCAGGUGUUGCUAAGGAACAGCAGCCAGGGUUUCCCCUCGCUGCUGUCCCUUCGUCGGGCCGUGACCGACCUCAGGGUCUCUGUCAGGAGGGCCGGGGGUCCGCUCGACCACUACGACCACGCCAGGUGGGCGGUGGGUGUUACACUGUGCUUCGUGCUGCUGGUGACGGCUGUGCUGCUGCUGGCCGCCGUGUCCGUGGGGCUGCCGCUGCUCUUCAACCCGGCCGUGUACUCCCGCUGUCCUCACGCGCGGCUGGAACGCACGGCCCUCUGGAUGUUCCAGAUUUGUAUUCUGUUGAUGUGCGCGUUCUCAUGGCUGUACAUCAUCAUGGUGUUCAUCACUCUCUUCCUCGGGGGUAACGUCCACACCCUGCUGUGUCAGAGCUUCACCAGCAGAGAGAUCUUCCCAUUCCUGGACAAGCAGGAAGACUUGUUCACCAGUCUGCUGAACCAUAGCACCCCGAUUCCACUCAAGUCCGCCAGGAUCUUCCGUGGCUGUCAGAGAGGAGAGUCCUUGUUCCUCAGCAUGGACAUGGACCAGACCUUUGACCUGGAGAAGUUCCUGGACCCCGCGAAGUACUUUACAGGGUUGAACGAGACUCUGCAGGACGUCUCAGUGAGCGCGGAGGGCCUGAAGCUGCUGUCUGACGGCGGGAGAGAGGCUCUGCUCACGUACCAGGAGAUCGACCUGGAGAGCUACCCCUACGACGCCAUGACACAGCUGUUGGGAAAACCCGUGGUGAAACAGAACCUCCUCGACUUAGCCAACGAGCUGAAAGAGAAGGCCCAAAAUGAGACUGUAGAUACCAAAGCAGCUCUACUGAAAGCAGCUGGGAGGGCUCGUCUCCUGCAUGACCAGACGCUUCUCCAGUCAGCCGACGCUGCCAACAUGAAUGAAAGUGUCAAGACCUUGAAGAUCAUCAGCCAAUCAUACGGGGUGAAUGUCAUCACCACGCUGAGCCGCUUCGACGCCACCCAGACCCUCCUGGACCGUCAGGCGCCCCUCAUCUCCGCCAACGUGUCCCGGCGCACCUUGGAGAGUGGCGAGCAGCAGCUGCUCCGUUACCUGGCCUGGGCCCGCCGCACGAUCCUGGAGGACGUGUUGGGGUGCGGCUGGCUCACCAGGUCGGUGGACAACAUCUACACGGCCGUGUGCCUCAACGUGGUGGACCCCUGGAACGGGUUCUGGUUGAGUCUGGGCUGGUGCUGUGCCUUCCUGGUUCCUGCUGUGUUCCUCAGCCUGUAUGUGACCCUUCGUCUGCCCCCCCACCCCACGGCUCAGCUCCAGGCCUCCGCAGCCUUCACUGGUUAUGAUGAUCCCGACAUCUCGCUGAAGAAGAAGCCAUACGAUGAGAAGGAAGGAGAGAGCCACCGCUCAGAAGAGAAACCCAAAUCCAACAUCUACAUGACCUUAUCAGAGCUCGGUGAUUUCAACGAUUAAACGUUAGGCAGAGAUCGAUGGAGAUAGUGUAAGGAUGCUUCGUGUGUUUUAAAUUCCGUGAGGCCCCUUCUCUCUGCUGCUCAGUGUAUCUGGGUAAUACCCGGGAAGAAAUAUAUAUUAUAAUUAUAUAGAUCAAAGCUGCUCAUGUUGGUGCAAAAAAGAUGAAGGUAACAAUAAACGGGUAAUGAAGGACGGUGGUGGUAUUUAAUUGUGAUGCAUUUGUAUCAUCUAUACUGCAAUAAAAUAAUCAUUGCAA